Molecule: messenger RNA, 1533 nt
Organism: Plectropomus leopardus (leopard coralgrouper)
Lineage: Eukaryota; Metazoa; Chordata; Actinopteri; Perciformes; Serranidae
Gene: cyc1
Product: cytochrome c-1
Biological process (GO): mitochondrial electron transport, ubiquinol to cytochrome c
Cellular component (GO): respiratory chain complex III
Molecular function (GO): heme binding; electron transfer activity
Source: RefSeq, a predicted model, not a curated record
GCGCGAGUCCAGGCAGCUUCUCCUCUCAGCUCAGAGAACCGCAGAGAAGAUGGCGGCGCUACGAGUCGUGGUGCUAUCGGGGAGUGGGAGAGCCCUCCUCAGCACACCGAAAACUAUCAAGACCCCCGUGGCCAACAUGUCCUUCGCCAGUCUGCCUCGAAACAAGAAGGUUGCCCUGACAACACUAGGUGUGGUCACAGCCGGCGGGGCGGGGCUCGCUCUGAUGCUGCACCAGUCCGUUAAAGCCUCCGACCUGGAGCUCCACCCUCCUCAUUAUCCCUGGAGCCAUGCUGGACCUCUGUCCUCUCUGGACCACGCUAGUAUUCGCCGUGGUUAUCAGGUGUAUAAACAGGUGUGUUCAGCGUGCCACAGUAUGGAGUACCUGGCCUUCAGAAACCUCGUCGGAGUGUCGCACACAGAAGCCGAGGUCAAGACCAUCGCUGAGGAGGUUGAGGUUGUUGACGGACCCGAUGAGAGUGGCGAGAUGUUCACUCGGCCAGGAAAGCUGUCAGACUACUUCCCAAAACCCUACCCCAACCCCGAGGCUGCUCGAGUCGCCAACAACGGAGCCCUGCCUCCGGACCUCAGCUACAUCGUCAACGCCAGACAUGGAGGAGAGGACUACGUGUUCAGCCUGCUGACAGGAUACUGCGAACCUCCAGCAGGAGUGACGGUGAGAGAGGGACUCUACUACAACCCAUACUUCCCUGGCCAGGCUAUCGGCAUGGCUCCGCCCAUCUAUAACGAGAUCCUGGAGUAUGAUGACGGAACUCCUGCCACCAUGAGCCAGGUUGCUAAAGACGUGUGUACGUUUUUGAGGUGGGCUGCCGAGCCAGAGCACGACCAACGCAAACGCAUGGGACUGAAGCUGCUGCUGGGCACCGGCAUCCUCAUCCCUCUGCUGUACUACAUGAAGAGACACAGGUGGUCCGUGCUGAAGAGCAGAAAGAUCGCCUAUAAGCCUCCCAAGUAAACUGAAUCAAACACCCCCACCUGGGCCUAAAACCUUCACAGAGGGCUGCGUUCAACAACACCACAGCGCUCACCUCACAAUGACCAUAUGGACAAAGAACAACUGGCAAACACACACAUGCCUUUCUAAGAGGGGUAUGGAGAUGAGAGUAUAUAUAUAAUGUUUAUUCCUACAGGAGAAUGCCUGUUUUUAGUUGUUGGCGUGUUAGAACCGAACGUGACAGAUUUUUCUUUAUCUGGAAUAAUGUGGUGGAAGUGUGUCAGAGUUGUGGCGUUCUUGAACGCACCCUCCACAAAGUUUGUUUGAUUUCAGGUUUGACAUCUCGUAUCAGAAACUUUGUCGAAAUCGACCGAGACGUCGAUUGACUGCCCAUCUUUGUAAAAUAUUCAAUAAUCACACAAACGCUGAGAAAUGGUUGCCGUUAAAGUUCGUAACAUCAGUUUGUAACAUCACCCUGAGUGCGUGUUAAUCCAUCCUCCCCUGCCCUCGCCACUCAGUGGAUGCAACGCAACCUCUGAACCUCUGUUUUACUGUACAAAAUAAAUUAUCUUAAUGGGAAA